AUGUCAUAUACUGAGAUAAUGGCCCGGGCGAACAGGCAGCCUCGCGCGCCGGCUGGAGCCGGCGACCAGGAGCGCGCUUUACUCGACCUGCUCGACGCCGAGCAAUCGCUUCUCAGUCCUGUCGACCUCGGAUCCCUCGGAGUCACGAGGAGACAUUCUUCACACCAUUGCCCGACCCGCAGCAGCAACAACGCCGCACAGACCGCGGCGAGCGCGGGCUCUGCUGAAGCCACGACCCAGCAAUCGAGAAGCAGGGAGCGGUCACCAGAGCCGCAGCCCAUGUUACAGGCACUAGUAGUACCCCCUCCGAUACCACAACGACCGCCCGCAGUGCCAAAGCGAACGCUACCGUCCACCGCAAACGCUUCGCCGCAAACAUCGAACGCGUCGUACUGUGUCAGCGCGCUGCUGACCGACAGUCAGAUGGGCGGUGUGCCGCCGCGCAUUCCACCGCCGCCGCCUCCGCCGCCCCCUCAAAGAAAAGACCCAAACAAUAACGGCAACAGCAACAGCACCAACAACAACAAUUUGGAGCCAUGA
This is a messenger RNA of Ctenocephalides felis (cat flea), 540 nucleotides long. RefSeq names its product branchpoint-bridging protein-like. The transcript is spliced from 4 exons. Bases 1 to 540 code for a protein of 179 amino acids. The record is from RefSeq and is a predicted model, not a curated record. NCBI's taxonomy places the organism in Eukaryota, Metazoa, Arthropoda, Insecta, Siphonaptera, Pulicidae.